Lagopus leucura (white-tailed ptarmigan) is the source of this 4478-nucleotide messenger RNA. RefSeq names its product RHO family interacting cell polarization regulator 1 (gene RIPOR1). The coding region runs from base 382 to 3654 and encodes 1090 amino acids. The transcript has 23 exons. Lineage: Eukaryota; Metazoa; Chordata; Aves; Galliformes; Phasianidae. The record is from RefSeq and is a predicted model, not a curated record.
AAGGGCUCACAAGGAGCCGGUUUGGGUUUGGGUUCUUGGGGCGUCUCAGCCUCCCGCUGUGUUGAUAAACCCGAAAGAGCGACCUGAGGCUGCUGUCUGAGUGUCAGGAACAGAAACCAGCCGGGACCAACCCAGCCGGUCGGACUGCCCCCUCCAUGCGCCGAAGGAAGCUGCUAGCAGCAUUCCUGGGAUUGGAAUCAUCUGCGGAGCACCAGGCACGGGGAGACGAGCAGCAGCCGGGUCCGAGAGCCCAGGGGAGGGCCGUGGCGUCCCCACCGCACUGCCUGCAGCAGCUGGACGGAGCGAUGGGGAUGGACGGACAGAUGGACAGGCUGUAGGACUGGGAGAGCUGCAGGGAGGCCCUCCAGGUCACACUCAACGAUGUCGCUGUCUGCGCGGCCGCAGCGCCGAGUCCUCGUCGCCAAGAUCAAUAGGAGCCAGUCGUUCGCCGGGGUGAACUCGACAGCAGAGCGGCCCUUCAGCAGGAACCUCUCACCCUUCACACCCACCGUCUCCCGCAAGACUGGCUCCAGGGUCAGUAGGAUGUUCUCAAUGUCCCACAAAUCCCCACCACCCAAGGUGCCUCAGCCCAAUCGCCUAGAUGAGGUGUACGAAGCGCUCAAGAAAGGUCUGACGGCCUACCUGGAGGUCCACCAGUUGGAACUGGAGAAGCUCAGCACCCAGAUCCGUGAGUCCAAGAGGAAUUCGCGCCUGGGCUUUCUCUACGAUCUGGAUAAGCAAGUGAAGUCAAUCGAGCGCUUCCUGCGUCGCCUGGAGUUUCAUGCUAGCAAGAUCGACGAGCUGUAUGAAGCCUACUGCAUCCAGCGGCGGCUCCGUGACGGGGCCCACAACAUGGUCAAAGCCUACAGCACGGGCUCACCGGGCAGCCGAGAGGCACGUGAGAGCCUGGCUGAGGCCAGCAAGGGCUACAAGGAGUACACGGAGAACAUGUGCCUGCUGGAGAGUGAGCUGGAGAGCCAGCUGGGAGAGUUCCAUGUUCGGAUGAAAGGGCUGGCAGGUUUCGCCCGGCUCUGCGCUGGUGAUCAGUAUGAGAUCUUCAUGAAGUACGGCCGGCAGCGGUGGAAGCUGCGGGGACGCAUCGAGGUGAACAGCAAGCAGGUGUGGGACAGCGAGGAGAUGGUUUUCUUGCCUCUCAUCACCGAGUUCCUCUCCAUCAAGGUGACGGAGUUAAAGAGCCUGGCCAACCACGUGGUGGUGGGCAACGUGUCCUGUGAGACCAAGGACCUCUUUGCAGCUCUCCCCCAGGUAGUGGCGGUGGAUAUCAACGACUUGGGUACCCUCAAACUCAGCCUGGAGGUGACCUGGAACCCCUUCGACAAGGAUGACCAGCCCUCGGCAGCCAGCACCGUCAACAAGGCCUCCACGGUGAACAAGCGCUUCUCCACCUAUAACCAGAGCCCACCUGAUACGCCGUCCCUGCGGGAGCAGGCUUUCUAUAGCCCAUUGCGGGCAGCCGACAAGCACGGCUGGUCCUUGUUGGACAUCUUUCGGGAGACACUCUUCGAGAAGCUGUCUCGGAGCUGCUCUUGCGGCGACGUCUCCUCGGUCGAGCUUGGGAGAUGGCCGCAGCCAGGCCGCAACAUGCUGCGGCGUCAGGAGGAGCUGGAGAACGGCACAGCUUGGUCCAUCUCCUCCGAGUCGUCAGAUGACUCCUCCAGCCCCCAGUUGUCCAGCAGCACUCGUCACGCCGCCCACAAGCCCAUCGUGCAGCCCGAGGUGCAGGCCUCGGCCCCUGCCAUCGAGAUCUCCUUCUCACAGCAGCAGGAGGAGACUGGGGCUGGCGGUGGCAUCCCCAUUGGGACAGACCUGCCUGAGCCCCCAGAGGAGCAGGAUGGCUGCAAGAAGGACGCUGUGGCCAACGGGCAUGUGCCCUACACCCGGACUCUCAGCCACAUCAGUGAAGCCAGCGUGGAUGCGAGCAUGGAGGCCAAGGCUAUGGAGGGCCCAUGGGAGCCCUCUCCCAGCCUGGAGGAACACGAUGCGUGCAAGCUGGACGAUGACUCCCUCCCUGGUGCCUCGAAUUCGGUGCCAGAGACCUGGGCAGGGAAGGACAGUGGCCCUGAGGCCAAGCCACGUGCCAUGGUGGCAUGGGCUGAAACCCAUGAGGUGGAGGCUGAGCCAGUAGCAAGCCCAGCACCAGUGCAGGACGUUUGUGGAACUGAAGCCCCCACGCCAGCCGUGGUGUUGGCACAGGCCCCCGCAGAGGAGGGGCCCGUCCCAGCCCCACACCUGGUCACCAGCCCCCCAGCGGUCCCACGGGUGAAGGCUGUGGACUCAGGGCUGGAAGAGGCCAUCAGCCUCCUGGCCUCGGCCCUGGAUGACUAUCGGGGACAGUUUCCAGAGCUGCAGCCCCUGGAACGGGAACUCAAACAUCUGGAGGAGAUCCUGCUGCACAAGCAGGGUGUGUUUCUCAGCCGUGCCUCCAGCAUCAGCCUCACAGUGGAGCACGCUCUGGAGAGCUUCAGCUUCCUCAACACCUCUGACAUGGAGGACUCGGAGGGCUCAGAGGAAGAGGCUCUGCAGGAUGAGAGGAGGGCCAGCAGAGCGCGGCGUGGAAGCAGGGCUCCCAGUGCUGGUGAGGUGGGAGCAGAUGAUACUGGAACGUGCAGUGGCUCCGAGGGCAGCGCAGACCCCAUGAGCACCAGCAAUGAGUUCCUGGAUAAGGCCCUGGUGCUCCACCUCCACAACUGCAACCGCCUGCUGCUGAACCUGGGCACCUUUGGGCCUCUGAGGUGCCGGGAGAUGUUUGCCCUGGACAGGCUGCUGCGGGAGGCACAGGUGCUGGAGAUCGUGUGCCAACUGAUGGAGGAGCGGUUGGAAGCAGCGGGCUCUGCUGCCGGAGUGGUGCAGUUCUCAACGCGGAAAGAAGGGGUGCUGCCCCUUUGGGACCACUGUGUGGAGCUGCCCAACAUCUACACCUGCCCCGUGGAGCGGUUCCUGCAGGUGCUCAGUGCGCAGUACGCAGCACCCAUCAGCGAGCGGCACCCGGGACUGGCUGAUGCGGUAUGUGUGAAGCUGGUGGAAGAUGUGCUGAAUCGGCGGCUGCCACGACGACCCGGUGGCACCCAGGGUGAGCAGGUCACCAUCUUCCAGUAUUGGAGCCACUUUGAGUCCCUCGGCGCCCUGGUGCUCGACACCUACGUGAUGGAGCUGGCAGAGGAAGUGCUGCUGGCACAGAACCUCAACUCAGACGACCAGGACGUGGUGCUGCGGGCACUGAAGCGUGUGCCUGAGGGCCGCCUGAAGAAGGAAGGGCUGAAGGCGCUCAGCUUGCUGCUCGUGGAAGGAAACAGCAAGGUGGUGAGCGCCGUGUCGGCGCAGCUCCGCAGCCUGGCGGAAAACCCCCGCUUCCGCCAGCGGGCCCUCGUGUGUUUCCUGGGACAGCUGGAGGAUGAGGAGGUGCAGACACGCGUGGCUGGCUGCGUGGCGCUGGGCUGCCUCAAGGCCAAGGAGAGCAUUGAGCAGCUGGUCUACCUGUGCCAAACAGACAAGGAGCCUGUGCGGGAGGCAGCCAAGCAGAGCCUGAUGCUGUGUGGGGAAGAUGGCAAGUCAGCGCACCGGCGACUGGAGGAGACCCUGGACAGCCUCCCACGGAUCUUCGCCCCAGCCAGCAUGGCCAGCACGGCUUUCUGAGAUGCCACGCAGAGCCACCCGCCAUCCCUCGAGGACAAGGGCACUGCUGGGCUGCGCUUGGGCUCGCAAAGGCUGGGCCCAGCCGACGGCCCUGCCCACAGCAGCACUUGGGCACCACCCCCGCCGGCAGCUCGCCGCGGCCGCACACUGCCUUACGGAGCACCGCUUCCCCUGCCCCGAACACCAGCCGUGCGGGGGGCACACACGCACCCCUGGGCGAGGAGGGGCUCGCUGCACACCCCACCCUUCGACUGCUAUUGAAAACACACAGGGAACCUUCGUGCUACAGCUGCUGAUCGGAGCGGCAGGGAGACGCACCGGAUUCCUCUCUGCCUCUUGCCUUCCCGUCGCUCGGGGCCGCGUGCCCUUUCCUGGAAGGACUCACACUGUGGAAACGAUGCUGUUUCUUUCCAGAAGUCGCUUGGGCUGGGAGGGAACCGCUGCCCUUUUUGCCGCCUGGAAGUCCACAGGACUUAAAUAAAAUGAGAUAUGAGAUAUAUUAAUAUAUUCUGCUGGCGUUUCUUCUUUCCAGCUCUGCAUGCUCCUGUCCCUCCCCAGCGGUGGAACCCAGCCCAGAGCCCUUCCCUCUGCUGGGGAGGGCAGGGCAGGAGGAGCGACAGAGGGACGGACAGACGGAGGACGCUGCCACCUUUUCCUUUCGUUCCUGUUUGUUUUAUUUUAUUUUUUAUUUACGAUUUUUUUUUUUUCAGAAAAAAAAGCAACAAAUUCUUUUCUAUAAUGUCUCUAUAGAUCUAUAUAUAAUGUAAUUACAGAGAAUGACUAAUUUUGAUUUUAAACCAGAAAUAAAAGCAAACCUUUACUGA